Molecule: messenger RNA, 5725 nt
Organism: Chinchilla lanigera (long-tailed chinchilla)
Lineage: Eukaryota; Metazoa; Chordata; Mammalia; Rodentia; Chinchillidae
Product: zinc finger protein 660
Exons: 5
Coding region: 379-3231 (950 amino acids)
Biological process (GO): negative regulation of transcription by RNA polymerase II
Molecular function (GO): RNA polymerase II cis-regulatory region sequence-specific DNA binding; DNA-binding transcription repressor activity, RNA polymerase II-specific
Source: RefSeq, a predicted model, not a curated record
UAUCAUUCGCUUCCGGCCUGGCCAUUGUUUUCACUCCUUCAGGUCCUGGAAGAGUUCCUGUGUGUCGAGGGGUGCUGUGGGCUGGCCGGGGACUCAGAGGGAGGCGCUGCGGGGCGCGAGGCUGGGUCGCCGAGGCCUGCCCGGAGCGCAUUUCGUCCCCGGACGCCCGAAGCCACCGCUUGGUCCCGUGGCGCUGACAGCCUUGCGGGGCCGGGCGCCGGGCGCCUGCGGAUCCAGCGAUGACGCGGGCGGACGUGGCCAGGUGACACUCGCAGCACCACCUACUCCAACCCUGAAAAGCAGCUUCUGAUCUGAAUUAUAGACCAGACUUUUAGUUGGACCAACUGGAGCUAGAACAACCUUCUCUCUGGGAUCGAAAUGACCACAGAAAGCAGGGGAAAUGUAAGCCUCAUCCCCAGGAAUGCUGUGUUCCACAAGCAGGAGGGGCACCUGCCUGUGAAGCAGGAGCCCCGGAGCCAGACCUGGAGGCAGGGUUGCAGUUUCCAGAAGAGCCACCCUUCUGUCUGUGAAAUCUUCCGACUACACUUCAGACAAUUGUGUUACCAUGAGAUGUCUGGGCCUCAGGAGGCACUGAGCAGGCUCAGGGAACUCUGCUGCUGGUGGCUGAUGCCUGAGGUCCAUACUAAGGAGCAGAUCCUGGAGCUGCUGGUGCUGGAGCAGUUCCUGAGCAUCCUGCCGGAGGAACUCCAGUCCUGGGUGCAGCUCCAUCACCCUGAGAGUGGUGAGGAGGCCGUGGCCGUGGUGGAAGAUUUCCAGAGACAUCUCAGUGGAUCAGGAGAGGUUUCAGCCUCAGCACAGGAAAAGGAAGUACCUUUGGAUGAGACAACAGCGCUGGAUGCAACAGAGGAAUCUCCUACCUCACCCCUUCAUGGGGGCUCGGUUCCUGGAGCCCACCUGGAGCCUCCUCAUGAUGAAGGGGCACAGCAGCUCCCUAGCGGGCACGUCGGUAAGAACAGGAUGGAGAGUUCAGAGUUCACUGCAAAGACCAUGUCUAAACAAUCAGAGUCAUCUGAUAGGUCAACAGGGUCACUCUUUGGGGUGGCUCCUGCACCAGAAACUGGAGAUGCCUAUGAAGAUAUUUUAGAGCAGCUGGAAGGGCACCCCUUGGAAGAAGAAGGGCGUGGAUUGGCAAAUGAUUUCUUGGAAGUUACAGAUGAGGCUAAAAAUUCCACAAAAGGCAAAUGUGAAGAAUAUAUGGAAGCGGGGGUACAUCCAAAUCUGUCCUCCAGUCCUGUUCAACAUCAGGGAGUUGCAAAGGGACCGAAAUUCUAUCAGUGUGCUGAAUGUGGAAAACUGUUCUGUUGGGGUUCACACCUCCUUGGCCACCAGAGCAUCCACACUGGAGAGCAGCCCUACGAGUAUAAUGAGUGUGGCAAGAGCUUCAGGCAGACCUGUCAGCUCAUUGUUCAUCUCAGGACCCACACAGGGGAAAAGCCUUAUGGGUGCAGUGAGUGUGGGAAGACCUUUCGACACAGCUCCCACCUUAUCCAGCACCAGCGGCUCCAUAAUGGGGAGAGACGCUAUAAAUGUAAUGAAUGUGCAAAAGCUUUCUCACAGAGCUCCCAGCUCUUCGAUCACCAGAGAAUGCAUAGUGGGGAGAAGCCCUAUGAGUGCAAUGGCUGUGGAAAGGCGUUUAUUUGGAGUAAAAGUCUUGUGAGACAUCCGGUCCUUCACACUGGGAAGAAACCUUAUGCAUGUAGUGAGUGUGGGAAAGCCUUCUGUUCCAACAGAAACCUUACUGACCAUCAGAGAAUCCACACUGGGGAGAAGCCUUAUGAAUGUAAUGAAUGUGGCAAGGCCUUCAGUCAGAGUAAGUGUCUCAUUCGACACCAGAGCCUCCACACUGGGGAGAAACCAUAUAAAUGUAGUGUGUGUGGAAAAGCCUUCAAUCAGAACUCCCAACUCAUUGACCAUGAGCGAAUUCAUACUGGAGAAAAACCUUUUGAAUGUAGCGAGUGUGGUAAGGCAUUUGGUCUGAGUAAAUGCCUUGUUCGGCACCAGAGACUUCAUACUGGUGAAAAGCCCUAUAAAUGCAAUGAGUGUGGAAAAUCCUUCAAUCAGAACUCUCACCUCAUUAUACACCAGCGAAUUCACACUGGUGAGAAACCCUAUGAAUGUAGUGAAUGUGGGAAGGUCUUCAGUUACAGCUCUAGCCUUAUGGUGCAUCAGAGGACACAUACUGGGGAAAAACCCUAUCAAUGCAAGGAUUGUGGGAAAGCAUUCAGUGACAGCUCACAGCUUAUUGUGCACCAGAGAGUUCACACUGGAGAGAAACCUUACGAAUGUAUUGAGUGUGGGAAAGCCUUUAGUCAGCGUUCCACUUUUAACCACCACCAACGAACUCACACUGGAGAGAAACAAUAUGUAUGCAGUGAGUGCGGGAAAGCCUUCAGUCAGAGCGCCAACCUCACAGUGCAUGAGCGAAUCCACACUGGAGAGAAACCCUACAAGUGCAAAGAGUGUGGGAAAGCCUUUAGUCACAGCUCCAACCUCGUGGUUCAUCGGAGAAUCCACACUGGACUGAAGCCCUACGCAUGUAGUGAAUGUGGAAAAUCUUUCAGUGGAAAGUCCCACCUCAUCCGGCACCAGGGAAUCCACAGUGGAGAGAAGAUGUAUGAAUGUAAGGAAUGUGGGAAAGCCUUUAGUCGGAGCUCAGGGCUCAUUUCCCACCACAGAGUUCACACUGGAGAGAAGCCCUACACUUGUACUGAGUGUGGGAAAGCCUUUAGCCGGAGUUCAAACCUCACUCAACAUCAGAGAAUGCACAAAGGGAAAAAAGUUUACAAAUGUAAGGAGUGCGGGAAGACAUGUGGUUCUAAUACAAAGAUAAUGGACCAUCAGAGAAUUCACACUGGGGAGAAGCCCUUUGAAUGUGACGAGUGUGGCAAAGCUUUCAUCUUAAGUAAGACUCUUCAUGAACACCAGAGACUUCAUCGUAGAGAGAAACCUUACAAAUGUAGUGAGUGUGGGAAAGCCUUUACUUCUAAUCGAAAUCUCAUUGAUCACCAGAGAGUCCACACUGGAGAGAAACCUUAUAAAUGCAAUGAAUGUGGGAAAACUUUCAGGCAGACUUCUCAAGUUAUUCUACAUUUAAGAACUCACACUAAGGAGAAACCCUAUAAGUGCAUUGAAUGUGGGAAAGCCUAUCGUUACAGCUCACAGCUUAUUCAACAUCAGAGAAAACAUAAUGAGGAGAAAGAAACCUCAUAAGUAACAAAUAUUGUUGGUAAUAGGGCUACUUGUUACUUUAAUGAAAAGCAAGUAGUAUCGGUAACCUUCAUUCUGCUUCCAAGAAUCUAUACAGAAAAAAUAAUAAGUAGAUGAAGUUAACAAAAGGAAUAUUCUACAAGGAUGCUCUUUCAUAUAUAACUGAGAUAGAAAAAAAAUCUAGAUUUUUCAACAGUACAGGGUUAAACAAAUGAUGUUCUAUCCAGAAAAUGUUUCUGCAACACUGUAAAAAGUUUUACAGAAUAAUUAACCUGGGCUACUCUGGAGUCUGAGGUGGGAGGAUUGUAAGUUUGAAGGUACCCUGACCGGUGUAGUGAGACCCCCAUCUCAAAAAAUAUAUAUAAUGUUAUGGAGAAAUGUCUGGAUUAAGUGGAGGAAAAACAAUGGCAUAUCUAAUUUUUAAAAAAAAUGCCUAGAAAAAAGGGCAAGGAAGGAAACUACACCAAAAUAUUAACGAUGAUUACCUCUGAGUGACAGUAUUAUAGAUGGUUUCUAUUUAUAGUUUUAUAUGCUUUCCAGAUUUUUCUACAGUGGGAAUGUACUACUUUUAUAUUUAGGAAAAAAAAGUAUGGUAUUUUUAAAAUGCAGUGAGCUCAUGCUCAUUUUCAUUGAACACAACUAGGAAAGGCUCGCAGUAUAUAGAGUUGAAGGUCUUGGAAUUAAACCUAAUCUGGCAUUUAGAAGUGGACCCAUGCCCUUUUGUUUUGUUUUUUUCAGUACUGGGAAUUGAACUCAUGACCUUGCGCUUGCUAGGCAGGCGCUGUGCCACUGAGCUAAAUCCCCAGCCCCAAAGUUAAUUGUUUUAAAGCCUCUUUCAUGUUAGUAAACCCAUCAACACCAAUCCAUUGUCUUUUGCAGUUUUAAAUUGACUUUAGAGUUGUCAACAAAGUAUAUAAUUACUGUUGUGUUAAAAGAACACAGCAAAAAUUUAGAGCCUCUUUCAGUAGUGGAAAGAUCUGUAAAUGAUGGAGAACUACCUAGGCUCCAUCUUUUUAGUAUAUAUUUAGACAACUUGAAAAAACACCCUCAGGAAGUUGAAAUAAUUGUAGGUGCAAAAACCUGAAAAAGCUAUAGUUACCAUUAAGUAAAACUGGUAGAAUUUGCCUUCGCAUGUUAUGUAAAGCUUGGUAGGUAAAAGUGUAGACUGUGGAGUUGGAGAGAUCUGUGUUCCAAUCCCAAGUAUGCAGUUAUAGCUUGUCAAUUUUGGACAAAUCACUAACCUGCUGUGAACCUCAGCUUUUUCUGUCAAAGGGGAAUAAUUAUCUACCUCACAGAGUUCCUUCGAGGAUUAAGAUAAUAAAAAUUGUAUAUGGCAAGCCUGACACAUGGCAGAUCAUAAUAACUCAAAUAUAAGACACGGAAACAGUGUUUCUCAAUGCUUUAGAGGGAGAGCAAUACAAGGGAAAUUGUCUCACAGGUAGCAUUCAGGAUAUUUUCAGGUGUAGUGAAUGACUACUAAGUAGUAAUUGCUUUGACCUUAAGAACACUGGCUGUCCCGUUAGGCAGAAGUCUAGAAGGAACCAGUUCCAAAUGUGCUUUGGUAACUUCGCAGUUCCUCAAACUUCCAACAUAACUUCACAAUCUUAACUGUACACACUUCUGUGUUUUUGUAACCUGAUGGUAGUGUCUAAAGUUAGGAUUGAGGAAAGGAGCUGAGAAGUCCUCAUCUUGUUCCUUUCCUUUAUCAUUGAGAAAAAAGUUUCCCAGCAGAAGGAAGAGAAGAGUGUCAAGCAGUCAAUGUACAAGAUGCUCUCCAGCUUCUCCCUUCUCUGUGGCCAACCCUCCAGGAAGGCCUCAGCCCACCUUCAGCCAGUAUUCAGAACUUUUAAGUCCUUACCUCAAAAUCUGCCGGGCAGCACUGAAAACCUGUUCAUUCUUGGCCAUUCCUCUCUGUGUACAGUGAGUUCUUAAAUCCAGUGCUCUUUGUAUUAUGCACACAGCAAUUCAUUGUUUCAGAGUUAUUGAGGGUAUGUUGUUUAACCUAUUUGUACAAGGAAAUUGAGUCUCAGGUUAGGUGACUGGCUAGUCAGUACUUGGGGCCAGGAUCUGAGCUACAAUCUGACCUUGAAAUUCAUGUUGUUUUCAUUAUACCAAAGUGCCUCUGCCCACCAUGAUGAUUCUGUAUGAGAGAUCAGUUAUGGCUCUCCUGGGUAGCUACCUCUACUAAAGCUGAUUGUACCUGAACAGUUAUUUGAUUAUGGUUUUAUUAGGAAGAUACUGUAAAUCUUAGUUACAUAUUUCUUCCCUCUAGUUACAGCAAAGAAAGAAGUGAAGGCUUUAUAUAUUUUUGUGAGAAGGAUUGUUUGGCUUUGUCCUGUUUUGGUAGAAUAGUGGUUUGCAUAUAAUUUUUUGAUAUUACAGUUCCUCUGCAUAGUAGGGUUUGCGGGGGGGGGGCGGGUGCUGGAAGAGGUGUGUUGUUUCCAGGGCCAUUCAUCAUUAAGUGGAGUUGCUAAUAUAUCUUGUAUUGUUGACCAGA